This is a messenger RNA of Suncus etruscus (white-toothed pygmy shrew), 1074 nucleotides long. Its product is annotated as ETS translocation variant 3-like protein. The transcript is spliced from 5 exons. NCBI's taxonomy places the organism in Eukaryota, Metazoa, Chordata, Mammalia, Eulipotyphla, Soricidae. Gene Ontology annotation, biological process: cell differentiation; regulation of transcription by RNA polymerase II. Bases 1 to 1074 code for a protein of 357 amino acids. The record is from RefSeq and is a predicted model, not a curated record. Gene Ontology annotation, molecular function: DNA-binding transcription factor activity, RNA polymerase II-specific; sequence-specific DNA binding. Gene Ontology annotation, cellular component: nucleus.
AUGCACUGUGGGUGCUGGGCAGAAGGUGUCCCUGCCGCCGUGACCACAAACAGCUCCUGGAUCUCAGGCUUGGCCUUCCCGGACUGGGCCUACAAGGCGGAGUCGUCCCCGGGCUCCCGGCAGAUUCAGCUGUGGCACUUCAUCCUGGAGUUGCUGCAGAAGGAAGAGUUCCGCCAUGUCAUCGCCUGGCAGCAGGGAGAGUAUGGGGAGUUCGUCAUCAAGGACCCAGACGAGGUGGCCCGCCUCUGGGGCCGCAGGAAGUGCAAACCACAGAUGAAUUAUGACAAGCUGAGCCGGGCCCUCAGAUACUACUACAACAAGAGGAUCCUGCACAAGACCAAAGGCAAAAGGUUCACAUAUAAGUUCAACUUCAGCAAACUCAUCGUGGUCAACUAUCCUCUGUGGGAAGUGCGGGCACCGCCAGCACCCCACUUGCUCCUGGCAGCUCCCGCCCUAUUCCGGCCAGCCCUGGUGCCCAUGGGCACACAGAGUGAGCUCCUUCACAGCAUGCUGUUCACUCAGUUGUCUGCACCACGCAACCCCCAAGAUCCACUGUUGGCCUCCGGGGAAAAGAAGGAAAGAAGCAGUGGUGUCCACCGACUUGGCACUGCCCUGGGACCCUGCCGGCUUGGCCCCUGCUGCCAAUUGGAGCAUCCUCAAAAUCAGCUGCCCAGCUUUCCCCCUCUCACACCUCCCUUCCCAGCUCCACUUCCCUCUCACUGGACCUGCCUCCCUAGGCCUUUUCUGCCCUCUCUUCCCCAAGACCAGCAGUCCCUGGGAACCUCCAAACUGCACUCUCUACUCCCUGAACCCAGAUGUCCCCCAGCAGCCUGGCAUCUUCAGGGGCUUUCUCUGAGGGCCGGACUGGGGCAAGGGACUAGGGAGAAGCUCCAGCCUUUGUCCCUCAGGUCUGAUGGCCUACAGGUCAAGCCUGACCCCAUGGUGGAGAUUCAGGGCCACUUGGAUCCUGGGGCUGAUUUCUCUGAGACCCAAAGACACAUGAGGAGGGAGGAGAGCCCUGUACCCCUCAGGCUGGAGAACUUGAAAGCAAUGUGGUCAUUGGAUCCUCCCUAA